GUGUCAGAAAUAUCCCAAGGUCUUGGAAUGAAUUUCGUCCUCUGCUACUAGUUAUCUAAAAAAAUAUUUACUUUCCGUUUCAUAUAGAUAAUAAAGUGCUAACGAUAACAAAUAAACGGUGGGUCAAUUUGCAUAUUAUGUAAAAUACAGUGUAUAUGAACGCAAUAACAAUUAUAUUCCGACAUCCGUCGCAUUGAAUUAUCCGAUUGAUGUAAGACGAUGACUACAAUAGUACAAAACGGGGACGACGACUCGUUUAUUAUCCUGGGCACAUCUCCUGGCUCCAGCCUGGACAUGAAGUGCCUUGAGAACGGUCUGGAGACCGGCGAGGUGACCUUGGACAAGGAACAGAUGGAAGAAGCCAUGAAGGACCUCUCGGACGAAGCCAAUAUGGCCUUCAAAGCACAUUUCAAGCUUGGAGACUGUCCAUCUCCAGCUAGCAUGAUGGUAGCCAGCACCAUCAUUACGGACGACAGAAGCACAGAAGAGCUCCAGAAGCGAUUCGGGGAGAUUCUGGACGAAAAUGUGAUAUUGAAGGAGACUUUAAAACAGAAUAAUGAGUCUAUGAAGGAACAGUUCCUGCUGAUAGCGUCCUGCCAGGAGGACAUGAUGAAGACUCAUGUUCUUCACAAGGAGAAGUUUGAAGAGACCAAAGGAUUGGUGGAGAAGCUUCGCCAAGAAAACAAAAAGCUGAAAUCUGAAAUAGCAAGGUUAGCUGACACCGAAGCGAAAUCUUUAGUCAGCAGUGAGACUGGCGAGUCAGUGGUGGCCACCAAUGUGGCGGACCCUGCACCUUCGGGCCCAUCGUCAGCCCUGGAGUUCGUGACGUCACCAGAUGACGAUACCAUCAACAAAUUGACCUCGCAGUUGGAGCUCGUGGAAAAGCAAAGGAGACAGGUGAUAGUAGAAAAUGAGAAGUUGACGUGGCAGAAAGAGUCUCUGGAACACAUAGUGGACGCCACAUCGAAGGAGAGAGAUGACCUCAAAGAAAAACUCAAGAAUGCUGAGCUUCUUCUAUCGACUAAGGAUACGGACCACGCAACAGAGGUCAACGAACUCAAUUAUAUGAUACAAGAUCUACAAGCACAGUUGCAGUCUGCCACUAAUACUUAUGCCAGUAUAUCAUCAGAGGAGGUGGCCAAACGUGACCAGCUGAUGCACCAGCUCGAAGGCAAGGUCACCACGCUACAGGCUGAACUCAAGACUGCACAGCUCAAGAUAUUGGAACUCGAAACUGUUAAGCUGGAGUUUACGAAGCUCAAGUCAGGUGUCUCCGAAGCCAUCAGGAUAUACAAAGACCAGAUACAGGAUCUACACAUCAGGCUCAAGGAGGCCGCUACUACUGUGUUCCAACCGGUUCGAUUCUCGAUCAGUUCAGAAUCUGAGAACUCGUCGUCGUCGGAGUUCGCGAGUCUGAUGUCGAACGUGAAGCUUUACGACAAGACGCUCAAACAUUUAGCCGAGUUACUGAAUGCGCUGACGCAUGGUAUGUCAGACAGUCUAGUCCAGACCCUCGGCUUGAUAUCGAGCCUUCACGACUACAAGCUGGAGAGGGUGACGGCAGAGCAGUUCAAGGCCGGCCUCACUGAGAUUAAGCAGCAGAUGGAGAAACAACACAGCACUGCGCUUAAUAAUAUCGGUCAAGUGCGAGGCACGCUGUCAAUAUUCGAGGGUAUAUUCAAGGAGUACAGCGAGGUGCUGAAGAAGGCGGUGUCCCCUAUGCCGCGCGUGGAGCGGGCGCCCAACGUGGAGGCGCUGACGGCCGCGCUCGUAGCUCGCGGGCAGGAGCUCGCCGCGCUGCAAGCAGAGCUCGCCAGGCUCCGGGGGCAACAGGAUGAUACUGAGCUGCUUAAGGCUCAGAUGGAUUUGUAUAAGAGUGAUUUUGAAGCGGAGAGAGAGUCACGUCAGAAGAUGGCGAGUGAGAAAGAGAAUCUACAGACAGACGUCAGGACGUUACAGAAACGGAAUCAGGAGCUCACGCAACAGUUGGAGGAAGUCCGCAAGAUCAACCCGUCAGUAUACCGGUCAGCGACGAGUAGUUCCCGCAGCAGUACGAGCCGGGGCUCCACGUCUACAGUGCGCACUACGCCCACGCGACCGGCGCCUGCGCAGCCUGCCACUACCGGGAACAUGGUGUUCACAUGUCCAAAAUGUAUGAGAUUCUCGUGUGACCAGUACAAAGUUAUGGAGGACCACUUCGAUUUCUGCCUCGACGACUUUUAAUGUUAGUAUUAUGGUUUUAUUUACUAGACUAGUCUUGAGUUUUGACUCUAGGGUACGCGUAAAGUUGUCGAUCUACGACUAGCCCCCUUACGGUCAAUUCCAAUAACCUAUUUAUCUGUAGAUUUACCUACUAGAGAUAGAAUUUUGACAUAAGCUCCAUACAAAAUGUGUCAAAAUUCUAUCUCUAGUAGGCAAAUCUAUAGAUAGAUAGGUUAUUGCAAUUGGCCGUUUGUCACGUUCAGUAUCGAUAUGUUAUGGCUUUAGAAACAAAAUUCUUACAUCGCCAAUCACAAUAUCCCCCUAACUUCUCAAUCCCCUAACCCCCCUUCCCUAUCACCAAUUUCCGAAUCCCCCAUCCUGGAGAGGCGUUAGGGGGAUGAGCUUUGUUCGUAAAUCCGUCAAUUCCCAAUUCCCAAUCUGCAUACCCUCAAAAGGCUGACAACGCACUUGUAACUUAUCUGGUUUUACGAGUGUCCUUAAUCGGAUUCGAUUGCUUAUUAUCAGGUGAUCUGUCUGCUCGUAAGGCGUCCUAUUCCGUAAAAGAAACUUACUGAAUGGAAAUUGUGUCAAAUUUGUUUCUAUUAGCCAAAUGUAUCGAUAUCUGUAAUGUUGAGACUGGUCGUUAAUGACUAGUGAUGCCAAAAUUUAUUACUUUUUACUAAAUGUCAAAAUGUAGUUCCUAAAUAUUAAUGUUAUUUAUCAACUAUCUUAAUAAAUGAAAAUGAAGUAUCUAAAAUAUAUGAAUGCAUAGAAUUUCUGCUCUCGUUUCUUCUCUAUAUUUUUUUAUUUAGUAAAUAAAUUAUUUCAUGAUAAAUCUUAACUACCAAUCUAUAAUUCGUAUCAUUAUUUGAUUUCUAAAUAACAUUUAUAUUAAAAACAAUCGACAACUGAACGUUUUACCCUGUUAUAAAUGUAAUUAUAAUUAUAAUGUUGUAAAGCCUGUGGCUAUUUCUUACUGUAAUAUAUUAUUAAAGUGUUAUAUAAAUAAUGUCAUAUAACAUAACCUGAUUAUUUUAAUUUCAAUGCUAUAUUUUUUAUUUUCUUUAAUAUUCUAAUUUUCAAUGUAUCUUAAUUUUAUCUACAAUUUAAUGACUUAUGAAAUUGUAAUUAUUUAUUUAUCUAUUAUCAUUUAUUAUUCAUUGUAAAAAAUAGCCAACGUUAUGUUCUGUGAUUGGUUGAUUUAACUGUCAUUAUUUAAAUUGGCCAAUGAGAGCGUGUUUUUGUUCUAUGUAGUAAAAUGUUUUGAUAGGUCAAAUUUCAUCUACUAUUUUCGUAAUAAGUAUGGAUAGGUAAACGUUUAAAUUGAAUGUACUACAUACACAAUGGGAUAUUUUAAUAAAAUAGUUUUGUACAAAACAUUUCCAUACUUCAUAAAUUGAUAUAAUAUUGUUAUAAAUGUAUAUUUUAAUAUGUAAAAUUUCAUAUGUAGAAACAUACAAUGCAUUCUAUUUCAUAUAUUUUCCGACAAUAUUAGGUACAAAAGUGAAACAACGCUAUAUGCUACAAGGAGAAAUAAUUAAAGAUAAACAAAUAUUUAAAAUAAUUCACAGUAACAACGAAGCAAUGUAAUUUGAACCUUAUCUCAGAGGCACUAAAGUAAAAUAAGAUUUGUUUUUAUUUUAAUAGAAAAUACUAAGAUUAUAUGACCACGCCAAACAAAUUAUUCAAUUAAUUUUAACCUCUAUUGCGCUAAUAAUAAGGCUGUUUAUUUAAAUUUCAGUAGUACCCUUUAGUACUAUUGCAUAUAACACCUUACGGCUUAUGAAAUAGAAGUUAUAAUUGCUUGAAUAAGCACAAAGAGUUGUAGUAUGUCUCAAUUUAUUUGUUAAAUUGAAGAUCUUUUUACAAUUUCUCUCUCUAAUAUAAACUGCACAAAAUUAAGUCUUCCAUUCAAUGAAACUAUGAAAAGGUUUUGUUUAUAAAUACACUAUAAACUUAUUUUGUUACUUUGUCUGUAUUUAUGUAUAGUAUUUGCUAGUCCAAUUUUUAACCAUCAAAGCCUCGUCAGUCAAUCAGAAAGAAAGAAAGAGAGAACCGUUUCCUUUACUUCUUCUUUCUUUCAAUCAAUGCCUUGUUGGGGGGAGGGGGUAACCUUCAAAGUCGCCUAAAAGACUAGGGACUGAACAAUUUUUACCUCACUACACCUGGAAGGGGCACCGAGUUCUCUUAGUAGACCUGCUCCAGAGCCCCCACGGUGCAACGGCAUAUCCUCAGACCUGUUAAGGCCCAUCCCAUUCUUAAAAUCCCCACUCUAUGCAACCGCGGCCCCAAAGGUUGUAAGUUUGACUAUUGCUUAUUUAACUUUGUGGUAGAAAGCAUUAUGAAAGACGAACGAAUGACAUGUAGUUCAAAAAAUCGUUUUGACAUCUUAAUUAUUAUUAAAAUCUUUAAGGAAACUUUAAUGAAAAAUUUAAACAAAAUUUUGUGAUAAAGAAUAGAAAAUGAAUUCUGUCUCUUUUGCUUUUAAACAAAAGAUAAAGACGCCAUUAUUUAAUAAUAUAAUAUCAUUUAAUUUUAAUAUUGAUUCAUAUAAUAGUAACUAUGUAUAUGAAUAAAAAAAACAUGUAGGAUAAAAUCAAAUAUAAUCAAAUAUGCCAUCUUUAUUUUUAUAUAAACUACUUAUUGUAUAAUUUUGGUCCAAGUAAAUGUAGGAUUAGACAGUCCAUUAUGUAGUACUUUUAUUAGGGUAAUUUCAAAAUGCCUGCCCGUAGCCUGUCAAGGUAGGCAAUAGCCCUCUGUAACAGAAUAGGCUAUGAAAUAUAAAGGGCGUGGAAAUUCAUUGAAGUAUAUGAUUCCUCUAUUGCCACUUAACCUGACGUUCCUCGCUACUGGGUAAAUAAUACCACGGAAGUUUUAGUUCUAAUAUUUUGAUAUUGUGCCGUUUAUGUAGCAAUUUUCUUCAGUUUACAGAUAUAUAUUACCCGUUGAAAAGUCUUAAUACAAAAGUGGUUCAGUUUCAGCUUCUGUUUGGCAUUUGGGACUUAAAAACUUUUUGAUGGAGUCUGCAAUUAUGCCAGUUAUUUUUAAUCGUGCCCUACUAAAGCCUGGUCUCGGUUUAGCCCUUAGGCACGUAAAAUUCGUGACUAAAGCAGGGUUUCUAUCAGUUAUCUUUUUUAUGGGUCGCGACCCGUUGGUGGCUCGCUAGCAAAUUUUUGUGGGCCUUGUCUCUAGAAAGACAUACUAACCAACCGUUCUGUAUUUCGUUUUUCAUAUUGGUAACGGUUUAAUUAAAUUACCUGAAGGUGGGUUUAGGAACUUGAUUUAGAUAGGUCGUAGUUCAAAUAGCAUUGAAUUAAAGCGAUUAAAUUGAUAGAUAUUACCCAGUAGCGAUUGAUACGUAAGAUCGUCAGGUUAAAAGGUCUUUGGAUAGCUUAUAAGUUUAAAAUUUAAUUCUGAAUGUGUGAUUGAAAAUGAGACUGUAAUGUAUUUAUUUAGGAAAUUCUAAAUUUUUAGUUCUAGUACUUUGAAGUGAAUCGUUUUGGCCGCCUGCUCAUUAAAUAAAAUAUAUUUAGUUUCAAUUUUAUUGAUUUUUUUUCGUUACCUUUAAUUAUGUAUUGCGUUUAUUAAUUUGAAAAUUCUGAUAUUUUAUGAAUAUGAUAAAUUAUUUUGACUUCUAUUGCGUUCAAUAUUUAUUUAUUUUAUAUUAGGAGAACUAACACCUAAUACAAAUUUGACACAAUAGCAUAGCUUAUACUAUAAGGUUUAUAAUACCUAAUCAAGAGUUUGCGAUGUGUUAUUGUAAAGUUGACUUUCAUGAUAUCUAAUGUUUUAUAUGUUUUCAUAAUAAUUUAAUAGUUAAUUAUUGUGUUUUCUCCUUCUGUUCUGGUUUUUUUCAUAGUACUAAUGAAUUCUUUAGUUUUUAUACAAAUAAUAUACCUUUAAUAGUUAAUAUUUAUAUGUAAAUGGGAUUAUGUAUGAAUAAUAUUGCAUUAAUACUAUUACUGCCGAAUUCAGAGUUAUUUAGUAGUCACAUAAGCCACCUUAGCCAUUGUUUUCGGAACAAAAUCGUUACUACGGAAUAGUUUUUGUAAUCAUUAAACGUCUCUGAGUACGGCAGUUACUGCCGAAAUCACAGAAUUUUGAUGGUUAGUUAAAGAAUAGUUUAAGUCUUGAACUAUCAUUUAGUAACGAUUUUGUUCGUUUUCUAAAUGACUCUGAGUAAGAUGGUUAGUCUGUUUGCUUCGUGAGCUAUAAAAUAUGCUCGAUCCGGGAAUUGAACGGAACGUUCGCCCACUCAAGUUUAAUAUUAUUCACACAUGACCAUUUUUAAAACUCUUGCGUGCUAAAGUUGCCACUUGUAAUAAAUAAAUAAAUAAACUGUAAAUGUUAAGUCAUUAUAUGUAAUUGUCUGUAAUAUAAGGAAUUGAACGAACAUGUGUAGAUAUACUUACAGUACUGUGAUCCUAUGAAUAACGAUAUCAUAUCUUAUGUCAAAGAUUUAAACUUUAAAUAUAUUCAUUUAGGAGA
Spodoptera frugiperda (fall armyworm) is the source of this 6690-nucleotide messenger RNA. It is a transcript of the gene key, whose product is annotated as optineurin. Gene Ontology annotation, biological process: regulation of canonical NF-kappaB signal transduction. Gene Ontology annotation, molecular function: K63-linked polyubiquitin modification-dependent protein binding. The transcript has 14 exons. Gene Ontology annotation, cellular component: nucleus; cytoplasm. The record is from RefSeq and is a predicted model, not a curated record. NCBI's taxonomy places the organism in Eukaryota, Metazoa, Arthropoda, Insecta, Lepidoptera, Noctuidae. Bases 220 to 2223 code for a protein of 667 amino acids.